Papaver somniferum (opium poppy) is the source of this 336-nucleotide messenger RNA. RefSeq lists its product as uncharacterized. Bases 1 to 336 code for a protein of 111 amino acids. The transcript has a single exon. NCBI's taxonomy places the organism in Eukaryota, Viridiplantae, Streptophyta, Magnoliopsida, Ranunculales, Papaveraceae. The record is from RefSeq and is a predicted model, not a curated record.
AUGACCCAAGAAACUUUAAAGAGGAAAUUGUUUCAAUCAACAGAGGAAAUUGUCUCACCUAAAUGGACACAAGCCUGUAGAGAAGAAAUUGUUUCAAUCAACAGAAACAAGACUUGGAUUUUAGUUGACAAACCUGCAGGAGUAAAAGUAAUUGGUCUCAAGUGGGUCUUUAAGAUAAAACGAAAUGCUGAUGGUACAAUUAACAAAUACAAAGCAAGACUUGUAGCCAAAGGGUAUGUACAAGAAUCAGGCAUAGACUUUGAUGAAGUCUUCGCACCAGUGGAUAGACUUGAGACAAUACGUCUUUUGAUUGCAGAAGCUGCAUCAAACUCAUAG